This is a messenger RNA of Dracunculus medinensis (Guinea worm), 996 nucleotides long. Lineage: Eukaryota; Metazoa; Nematoda; Chromadorea; Rhabditida; Dracunculidae. The record is from the annotation of a GenBank genome assembly.
AAUUAUAAAUUACAAAUUCCUCACCUUACAAUUAAUUUUUUUUUUAUUUAUUAUCAUCGAUCUUUUUUAGGAAGCUUCAAUUUUGGCUAUCAAAUAGCAAUAGUUAAUCCUCUCUCUCAGCUUUUACAGGAUUUCAUUCAUAAUUCUAAUUAUAACUUGGAGUUCACCAAAAUUGAAGCGAAAGAAUUGUGGUCCGCUAUCGCUAGCUUAAUUUUUUUUGGUGCCAUUGUUGGUGCUGGGAUAGCUCCUCGAUUCAUAAAUUUUAUUGGCUGCAAACGACUUUUUACCAUAAUUUCAGUGGUAAUUCUCUCGCUUGCUGGUGUUGUUACCAAUAUAGGUUUCGUGAUUGCUUCUGUGCUUGGCUUACCUGAAAUUUUUGGUACUUCAACUCUUUGGCAUUAUGCUUAUGGCAUUGAAAUCAUUCCAUGCGUUCUUUCGUUGGUUUAUUCAUUAUUUGUACUUCGAGAAAGUCCAAAAUUUUAUUUGGUGCGUAAUGAUAUGGAAUCAGCUCUGCAAUCCAUCAAUUAUUACUAUGAAUACAAAAAUAAUAUUAUUGCUAUCACUGUGGCCGAAAAAAUUAGGAAUGGAAUAAAUUCACAUGUUAGAGAUGCGAACUGGUCAUUUAUAAUUACUGACAGGCCUACUCGUCGAGGGCUUAUGCUCUCUUUUAUUCUUAACGUUACGGUUAGCUUUAGUGGUAUUAUUGCUAUUUCAUUUUUUGGUACAUCUUUACUUAACGCAGUUGGUUUCUCGCAGGAUAGGGCAGCUCUCACGAAUUGUUUAAUUUCUCUCUUUGGUACUGUUGCUUGCAUUUUAAACACAUUUACUGUUGAUAAAAUUGGCCGUCGUUUGCUGGUAAUUGGCAGUUUAAUAAGCUUGGUUGUAAUGAAUCUUGGGAUGAUGAUCAUAGUUUUGGUUUUUUUGAAAUUUGGUAUUUACUGGCUUGGUUAUGUCUUCAUCGCAUUUCUUAUCGUUUUCGUUUUCGUUUUCAGGUAA